AUGUUUCCUUCUACUGUCUUUUGUGACAAACUCCUUGUUCAAUAGUAAGACCAGCAGGUAAAUGUGUGUGUGAACAAGGCAGAGAUGGUAAUAGAUUAUGAUAUAAUGAUUUCUUUGUGUUUCAAAUAAAUGCACUAAAUACUAAAGACCGGAAAUGAGAACACUCUAAUCCAGUGUGCAGUGUUGUGAUGCUGUCAUUGGUCUGCUGCCUCCAAGCUCUCCAUGGCUCUCGCCUCGUGCCCCUCCCUGGUGCACAUGCAUGCACACACACACACACAGCAUCCUCUUACUCCCUGCGAUGCAUCGGCCCCUUUCACUGUUAAUCCAGCCGGGUUGUGCCUCUGUGCCUUUCUGUACUUUUGCAAUCUGAUGAAUUCCCAACGGAUGGCAGAACGCAUCACAUUUUAAAGCAGCAACUUUGGACUCGUUGGACUCACAGUCAGUGGGAGCUUCGCAUCAGAGCCUCUGAUUCAGUGGAGGGACUCAGCUACACGGGACGAUGAAGUCCCCACCAGGCACGGCGACUAUGCUGCUGCCCAUCGCUCUCUGCCUCAGCCUCGUCCCAGUGGGUUUCGGAGCUGCAAUUCCUGUUUCAUGUGAUUCCAUCUACAAGAGUUUUGCUCAGUGUUUACUCACACUUGGAGACAGUCUGGUGGAAAAUCAAAAAGACCAGAACACACAGGACAUUGAUGCAAUCUGCAGGUCCUGGAAUGCGUUCCAUGUUUGUGCAAACUCAGCGCUGGCUGGCUGUCCUGGAGAAGCCGCCGCCGUCUGGGAGUCUCUAAGACAAGAGUCCAGGAAGACGCAGUUCUCUGGAAACCUCUACGACAUGUGUGCCAGCCGCACCACCCUCCCACCCAGCACUGUGCCUGCACCCCAGAGCCCCCCCACCUCCGACCAGACCAACCAGGAAACACUGAAAGGGCAGACAGACAAGCACAGCCCCACCUUCAGCUCACUGCUGUUCCCUGCAUGCAGCACCUUAAUACUUCUGAUCAGGAGUUAGUUAACCCAUGAAGUCUUUUAAUGAGACAGCUGGUCGUCAGCGUCCUGCUCCCCCUACUAUCAUGUAAACACCCUUCACAAGUCAGACUCAUAAUAUCGAUCCAAAAAUCAAAAUUAAAUAUUUGGUUCAGUGUUUUUUACCUGGACAAGGUGGAGCCUCUAUUUAGGCAUUAAUUAAAGAACAAUAUGUUGAGA
Messenger RNA from Sebastes umbrosus (honeycomb rockfish), 1200 nucleotides. RefSeq names its product neuritin 1-like b (gene nrn1lb). Bases 500 to 1006 code for a protein of 168 amino acids. Gene Ontology annotation, cellular component: plasma membrane. The record is from RefSeq and is a predicted model, not a curated record. Gene Ontology annotation, biological process: neuron projection extension; nervous system development. The transcript has 3 exons. NCBI's taxonomy places the organism in Eukaryota, Metazoa, Chordata, Actinopteri, Perciformes, Sebastidae.